Messenger RNA from Arvicanthis niloticus (Nile rat), 472 nucleotides. Lineage: Eukaryota; Metazoa; Chordata; Mammalia; Rodentia; Muridae. The record is from RefSeq and is a predicted model, not a curated record.
AACACCCACAGCUAAGAUGUCCUGCCAGCAGAACCAGCAGCAGUGCCAGCCCCCUCCCAAGUGUACACCCAAAUGCCCUCCCAAGUGCCAGACCCCAAAGUGCCCUCCAAAAUGUCCCCCUAAAUGUCCUCCCAAGUGCCCCCCUGUGUCUUCCUGUUGUAGCCUAGGCUCUGGGGGCUGCUGCGGCUCCAGCUCUGGGGGCUGCUGCAGCUCUGGGGGCUGCUGCAGCUCUGGGGGUGGAGGCUGUUGCCUGAGCCACCACAGACCCCGCAGAUCUCUCCGUCGCCAUCGCCACAGUUCUGGAUGCUGCAGCAGUGGUGGCAGCAGUGGCUGCUGUGGCAGCAGUGGUGGCAGCAGUGGCUGCUGUGGCAGCAGUGGUGGCAGCAGUGGCUGCUGUGGCAGUAGCCAGCAGUCUGGAGACUGCUGCUGACCUGGGUGAUGAAGACUUCAGACAAGUGGUGCAGGAGGAGCA